Messenger RNA from Neoarthrinium moseri, 1611 nucleotides. RefSeq lists its product as uncharacterized. The record is from RefSeq and is a predicted model, not a curated record. The coding region runs from base 1 to 1611 and encodes 536 amino acids. NCBI's taxonomy places the organism in Eukaryota, Fungi, Ascomycota, Sordariomycetes, Amphisphaeriales, Apiosporaceae. The transcript has 3 exons. Gene Ontology annotation, cellular component: membrane. Gene Ontology annotation, molecular function: G protein-coupled receptor activity. Gene Ontology annotation, biological process: cell surface receptor signaling pathway; G protein-coupled receptor signaling pathway.
AUGGCGAACACAAGCACGACGCUACGGGGCAAUUGCCCUCUGCCUUUCUACCAAGAAGACCGCUUUGGCGAUGGUGGAUAUACCACUGGUCGACUAUGCAAGUCGCUUGGGCAAAUGCGAUGUUGCCUGCCAUGCCCCAUGACCGAUUGGGCAUACCCAGACAAUUUCAGCCAACUCACCUCCAUAGCCAGCUGGAUCAACGUUGUGGGCAUGAUUUGCUGUCUUUUCCUACUAAUAUCGUGGAUCGUCCUGCCCGUGGAAAAGACCCAUCGACACUAUUUGAGUAUCUGCUUGACGGUUGCGGUUGUUCUAAUGAAUCUCGGUUUCAUCAUCCCGUUGGCUGGGAAACCUGACCAAUGUUACGAUGAGAUCACCCCCAAUGGAAUGGCUUCCAGUCCUAUAUGCGCCGCCUCUGGAUCAUUCCUUCUUCUUGGUGGAUGGGGAGGUGUCAUGUGGAUCUUUUUGAGAGCACUGUCUUUGCAUCUCCAGAUCUGCUGGCAAAUGGUUGUUGGCCGCAGUUUCAUGUGGCUGUCGCAAGCGCUUGGAUGGGGUAUUCCUGUCAUUGGGCUAACCGUCCUCCUCAUCUUCAGUGGUGUGUCGUUCCGAUUUGGGCAGACAUGUCACAUCAAUCACCAGAACAGCUUGGCCGACUUCUGGAUUCCGCUCUUGGUGUUUGCUGGCCUGACGGUCAUUAUCCAGUUUGCAACGUUCGGCUACUGCAUUAAAGUCUACCUCGCAUCCUUGGCCGACAGCACUGCCUCAACCGAGAACUCGGGCCUGCCUGCGUACUCCAGCAGCAUACGAACAAUGACGCCUCGUCAAGCUUACCGGAGAGUUCGCCGUGUGAUACAGCUCCAGUGGCGUGGAAUCGUCAUUGUGCUGAUUAUUAUCUGCGAUGUCAUCUUCUUCGCCGUUACUUUCGUCUUCUUGGACAACACGCUCGAGACCGUCAAGAAUGACCCCAACAACGCGAAAGCCCAGGCUUGGAUUAUUUGCCUUUAUGGCGCACGUGGCGACAAGAACAAGUGCCUGAAAGAGGCCAGCGCCAUCACUGUCAGUUUACCAACAGUAAUUGCGAUGCUUAUUUUACUUGCAGUAAGUCCUAUUCUCGAAGAGGGGCGAGGUGAGGGCGUACUAACUCAGCUGAAGAUGAAUGGCAUCUGGCUCCUUAUCCUCCUUGGACGUUGGUCCAUGGUCGACGGCUGGAAGGAGUACUUGCUCGGAUUCGGCGGCAACCGCACCAAGAAGGAAUUCGUGUCGGUAGACGCACGUUUGGACUUGAAGAAGGACCCCAGAUCUUAUGAAAUGUUGUCUCGCGACUCCGGAAAAGCGGAAUCCAUACUAACGCCGAUUAGCGCAACCAAAUCCCCCGUCAGCCCACGCAGUGGUCGUCAGACUCCCGAUUACUUCGGACCAGCCGCCACGCGCUACCAGCCGCAUUCGCGAUCCUUUUCUUCACCUCGGCCGCCUCAGUCUCAACAAGUAACGUGGGAGACACAGCCAGCAUUUACGCCACCGCCGCAGACCUUCACCCCUCAGCCGCAAUCUCGCCGUAUGGCAGAUGGCUCAGACUAUGAAGACAUGAACCCGUUGGGCAUGAACAGGAUAUGA